UGCAGCAGUUAUGACCAAUAAUCGUUUGCAUCAACAUCUGAGGGCACAGACAUAUGAAACGACACCAGAGAUUCCCAGUUAUGUUUGCUAUGAAGAGUUGGAGUGUUUUGUUCGUAACGGACCCAUGAAACACAUCGGCACAUUGCCGGCCACACCAGAAAAAAUCCAGACCAGAUUUUUUGCUUUUAUGCGGGCGUCGCCUAAAAUUGGUGUCGAAAUCAAUCCCAAACUACAAUAUCAGAUGUUAUAUGUGGCACAGGAACCGUCACUGGUGGUACUGAUCCAUGGGUUUGCCAACGAUGCAAACAAAACUGAAAUUGUGACCCUAAAGGAUUCUCUGUUAGAGUACUCAUUCACACCGGUAGUAAUAAUUGUGGACUGGGGUCGCGGCGCACAGGCACCCUGGUACGCCGAUGCAGCCAUCAAUACACAAUUGAUUGGCCGACAAAUCGCACACUUUGUUAAUGUGUUGACUAUGAUUGGCCGCACCAAUCCUUUUAGUGUACAUUUAAUUGGCUUCAGUUUGGGAGCACAUGUGGCCGGGUUUGCGGGAAAAUACUCACAAAAUAAGUUCAACUGGAAGUUCGGCCGCAUUACAGCACUGGACGCGGCCGGACCACUAUUCGAAGGUUUUCCUGGCGCUCAUCUGACCAAAGCGGACGCCUAUUUUGUGGACGCCAUACAUACGAGCGCCGGUAGCAAUAUACUCAAAGGAAAGGUCGGUUAUAUCGGGCCGUUUGCACACAUGGAUUUUUACCCGAAUAAUGGCACUCAACAGCCCCGGUGCCAAAAACAGCCCGUUUCGAUCACAUGCGACCAUAAUAUGGCACUCUAUUAUAUGGAGUCAUCGCUUAGGGGUCAGAUUAAUUGUUCAAUGUAUGCAUUCAAGUGCAAUUCAUGGCACGAAUUCAUAUCGGGCACCUGUAGCGACUCUAUAGGUGUGGCCAUUAUGGGCUAUCUAAGCGUAUUGUCUAGAAAAUAA
Messenger RNA from Oppia nitens, 982 nucleotides. RefSeq names its product lipase member H-A-like. Gene Ontology annotation, molecular function: lipase activity. The record is from RefSeq and is a predicted model, not a curated record. The transcript is spliced from 3 exons. The coding region runs from base 11 to 982 and encodes 323 amino acids. Lineage: Eukaryota; Metazoa; Arthropoda; Arachnida; Sarcoptiformes; Oppiidae.